UCAACAUCAAGCCCCACCACAACCUCAACUCCCAGCACAACAUCAAGCCCCACCACAACCUCAACUCCCACCACAACCUCAAGUCCCACCACCACGUCAGGCGCCACCACAACCUCAAGUCCCACCACCACAACCUCAAGUCCCACCACCACAACCUCAAGUCCCACCACCACAACUUCAAGUCCCACCACCACAACCUCAAGUCCCACCACCACAACCUCAAGUCCCACCACCACAACCUCAAGUCCCACCACCACAACCUCAAGUCCCAUCACCACAACUUCAAGUCCCACCACAACAACCUCAAGUCCCACCACCUCAACAUCAAGCCCCACCAGAACCUCAACUCCCACCACAACCUCAAGUCCCACCACCACAACCUCAAGUCUCACCACCACAACAUCAAGCCCCACCACCACAACAUCAAGCCCAACCACCACAACCUCAAGUCCCACCACCUCAUCAGGCCCCACCACAACAUUAAGUCCCACCACCUCAACAUCAAGCCCCACCACAACCUCAACUCUCAGCACAACAUCAAGCCCCACCACAACCUCAACUCCCACCACAACCUCAAGUCCCACCACCACGUCAGGACCCACCACAACAUCAGUUCCCAUCACAACGUCUAGUCCCACAACCACGUCUGACGCGACCACAACCUCAAGUCUCACCACCACAACAUCAAGCCCCACCACCACAACAUCAAGCCCCACCACCACAACAUCAAGCCCAACCACCACAACCUCAAGUCCCACCACUACAACCUCAAUUCCCACCACAACAACCUCAAGUCCCACAACAACCACAAGUCCCACAACGACCUCUAGCCCCUCCACUACAACCUCAAGUCCCACUACCUCUUCAGGCCCCACCACAACAUUAAGAACCACCACCUCAACAUCAAGCCCCUCCACAACCUCAACUCCCACCACAACCUCAAGUCCCACCACCACGUCAGUACCCACCACAACUUCAGUACCCACCACAACUUCAGUUCCAAUUACAACGUCUGGCCCCACCACCACAACAUCAAAAACCCAUGCUCCACCCUCUUGUUCAAAUUCCAAUUCGAAGUCAAAGGAUCCAAAAUGUACGAGCCCCACCACAACCUCAAGACCCUCCACGACAACAUCAAGUCCCACCACCACAACCUCAAGUCCCACCACCUCAUCAGGCCCCACCACAACAUUAAGUCCCACCACCUCAACAUCAAGCCCCACCACAACCUCAACUCCCAGCACAACAUCAAGCCCCACCACAACCUCAACUCCCACCACAACCUCAAGUCCCACCACCAUGUCAGGACUCACCACAACAUCAGUUCCCAUCACAACGUCUGGCCCCACAACCACGUCGGACGCCACCACAACCUCAAGUCUCACCACCACAACAUCAAGCCCCACCACCACAACAUCAAGCCCCACCACCACAACAUCAAGCCCAACCACCACAACCUCAAGUCCCACCACCACAACCUCAAUUCCCACCACCACAACCUCAAUUCCCACCACAAAAACCUCAAGUCCCACAACAACCACAAGUCCCACAAUGACCUCAAGCCCCUCCACUACAACCUCAAGACCCACCACCACGUCAGGACCCACUACAACAUCAGUUCCCAUCACAACAUGUGGCCCCACAACCACGUCGGACGCCACCACAACCUCAAGUCUCACCACCACAAACUCAAGUCCCACCACCUCAUCAGCCCCCACCACAACAUUUGGUCCCAACACCUCAACAUUAAGCCCCACCACCAGAACAUCAAGCGCCACCACCUCAACAUCAAGCCCCACCACCAAAACCUCAAGUCCCAUCACAACCUCAAGCCCCACCACCAAAACCUCAAGUCCCAUCACCACGUCAGCACCCCCCUCAACAGCAAGCCCCACGACAACCUCAAGUCCCUACACAACAUCAAGCCCCACCACCACAACAUCCAGCCCCACCACCACGUCAAGCGCCACCACAACCUCAAGUCCCACUACCACAACCUCAAGUCCAACCAGCAUGUCAUUCCAGACCUCAACAUUAAGUCCCACCACCUCAACAUCAAGUCAACCCACCACAACAUCAAGCUCCACCACCACUUCAAGCCACACCACAUUAAUAAACCCCACGACAACUUUAAGAUCCACCACAUUAAUAAACCCCACCACAACAUCAAGCCCAACAACUACGUCAGCACCCCCCUCAACAGCAAGCCCCACAACAACCUCAAGUCCCAACACAACCUCAAGUCCCUCCAACACAACAACAAGCCCCACCACCACAACAUCAAGCACUACCACCAAAACCUCAAGUCCCGCCACCACGUCAGAACCCGCCACCACGUCAGGACCCACAACCACGUCUGGCCCCACAACCGCGUCUGACGCCACCACAACCUCAAGUCCCACCCACACAACCUCAAGUCCAACCACCAUGUCAGGCCCCAUCAUAACAUUAAGUUCCACCACCUCAUCAUCAAGCCCCACCAUAACCUCAAGCUCCACCACCACGUCAAGCUCAACCACAACGAUACGCCCUACUACCACGUCAAGCCCCACCAGAACAACAAGCCCAACCACAACGAUACGCCCCACCACCAAGUCAAGCCCCACCACCAAAUCAAGUCCCAUAACCACCACCACAAUUUCAGUAACCCAUGCUCCACGUUCUUGCUCAAACUCCAAGGAUCCAAAGUGUAGGAGCCCCACCUCAAGCCCAACCGCCACCUCAAGUCCCAUCACCACCACCACAAGUCCCACUAUAAUUUCAAGUCACUCAACCUCAAGCUCGGAGGUGGCUUCUUUUGAAGAAUCAAAAGAAAAAAGCACUCAGAGUUCAACCCAUGCUCCACAUUCUUGCUCAAACCCCAAGGAUCCAAAGUGUAGGAGGCCCAUGACCAGCUCAAGCCCCAGCACAACCUCAAGCCCUACCAAAAUCUCAAGAUCUGCCACCACAUCAAUCCCAACCACAAUCUCAAGUCCCACAAGCACGUCAGGCCCCACCACUUCGUCAAGCCCCACCACCACUUCAAGCCCCACCACCACAUCAAGCCCCACCACAACCUCAAUCCCCACCACAACCUCAAGCCCCACCACCACAUCAAGCCCCACCACCACAUCAAGCACCACCACCACAUCAAGCCCCACCACCAAAUCAAGCCCCACCACAACUUCAAGCCCCACCACAACUUCAAGCCCCACCACAACUUCAAGCCCCACCACAUCCUCAAGUCCCACCACCACAUCAAGCCCCACCACCACAUCAAGCCCCACCACCACAUCAAGCCCCACCACCAAAUCAAGCCCCACCACCAAAUCAAGCCCCACCACCAAAUCAAGCCCCACCACAACUUCAAGCCCCACCACAACUUCAAGCCCCACCACAACUUCAAGCCCCACCACAACUUCAAGCCCCACCACAACUUCAAGCCCCACCACAUCCUCAAGUCCCACCACCACAUCAAGCCCCACCACAACUUCAAGCCCCACCACAACUUCAAGCCCCACCACAUCCUCAAGUCCCACCACCACAUCAAGCCCCACCAAAACCUCAAGCCACCCCAAAACCUCAAGCCCCACCACCACAUCAAGCCCCACCACCAUAUCAAGCCCAACCACCACAUCAAGCCCCACGACAACAUCAAUCCCCAACACAACCUCAAGACACACCACCACGUUAGUUCACACCACCACGUCUGCUCACACCAACACGUCAAUUCCCACCACAACCUCAAGCCCCACCACAACCUCAAGCCCCACCACAACCUCAACUCCCACCACAACCUCAACUCCCACCACAACCUCAAGCCCCACCUCCACGUCAGGCACCACCACAACUUUAAGUCCUACCACAACGAUAAACCCCACAACCACCUCCAGCAACCAUCAAAAUGGUCCCGAUGAUGACACAGACAGUGGUCAAUCUAAUGAGGAUUCAUCUACAGAUGACAAAACAAGUGCUGAAGUUGACACUGAUAGUGGUCAAUCUAAUAAGGAUUCAUCCAAAGAAGACAAUACAAGUCCUGAGGAUAAUACCAACAGUGGUCAAUCAAAUCAGGAUUCAUCCUCAGAAGAAAAAACAAGUGCUAAUGACACAACUAAUUAUGGUCAAUCAAAUCAGGAUUCCUCCACAAAAGACAAAUCAAAGGCUAAUGACAAAUCUAAUAAUGGUCAAUCAAAUCAGGAUUCAUCCUCAGAAGAAAAAACAAGUGCUAAUGAUAAAACUAAUAAUGGUCAAUCAAAUGAGGAUUCAUCCACAAAAGACAAAUCAAAGGCUAAUGAUAACAGUAAUAAUGGUCAAUCAAAUCAGGAUUCAUCCUCAGAAGAAAAAACAAGUGCUAAUGAUAAAACUAAUAAUGGGCAAUCUAAGAAAAAUUCAUCCAAAGAUGACAAAUCAAAGGCUAAUGAUAACACAAAUAAUGGUCAAUCCAAGAAAAAUUCUUCCAAAGAUGACAAAAUAAGAGUCAAUGAUAACACUAAUAAUGGUCAAUCAAAUCAGGAUUCAUCCUCAGAAGAAAAAACAAGUGCUAAUGACAAAACUAAUAAUGGUCAAUCUAAGAAAAAUUCAUCCAAAGAUGACAAAAUAAGAGCUAAUGAUAACAGUAAUAAUGGUCAAUCAAAUCAGGAUUCAUCCACAAAAGACAAAUCAAAGGCUAAUGAUAACACAAAUAAUGGUCAAUCUAAGAAAAAUUCAUCCAAAGAUGACAAAACAAAGGCUUAUGAUAACACAAAUAAUGGUCAAUCCAAGAAAAAUUCUUCCAAAGAUGACAAAAUAAGAGUCAAUGAUAACACUAAUAAUGGUCAAUCAAAUCAGGAUUCAUCCUCAGAAGAAAAAACAAGUGCUAAUGACAAAACUAAUAAUGGUCAAUCUAAGAAAAAUUCAUCCAAAGAUGACAAAAUAAGAGCUAAUGAUAACAGUAAUAAUGGUCAAUCAAAUCAGGAUUCCUCCACAAAAGACAAAUCAAAGGCUAAUGACAAAACUAAUAAUGGUCAAUCAAAUCAGGAUUCAUCCACAAAAGACAAAUCAAAGGCUAAUGAUAACACAAAUAAUGGUCAAUCCAAGAAAAAUUCUUCCAAAGAUGACAAAAUAAGAGUCAAUGAUAACACUAAUAAUGGUCAAUCAAAUCAGGAUUCAUCCUCAGAAGAAAAAACAAGUGCUAAUGAUAAAACUAAUAAUGGGCAAUCUAAGAAAAAUUCAUCCAAAGAUGACAAAAUAAGAGUCAAUGAUAACACUAAUAAUGGUCAAUCAAAUCAGGAUUCAUCCUCAGAAGAAAAAACAAGUGCUAAUGAUAAAACUAAUAAUGGGCAAUCUAAGAAAAAUUCAUCCAAAGAUGACAAAAUAAGAGCUAAUGAUAAAACUAAUAAUGGUCAAUCAAAUCAGGAUUCAUCCACAAAAGACAAAUCAAAGGCUAAUGAUAACACAAAUAAUGGUCAAUCCAAGAAAAAUUCUUCCAAAGAUGACAAAAUAAGAGUCAAUGAUAACACUAAUAAUGGUCAAUCAAAUCAGGAUUCAUCCUCAGAAGAAAAAACAAGUGCUAAUGAUAAAACUAAUAAUGGGCAAUCUAAGAAAAAUUCAUCCAAAGAUGACAAAAUAAGUGUCACUGAUAACACCAAUAAUGCUCCAAGCCCUCGCUCCAGCUUAAGAACUACCUCAAGACCCUUAAGAGCCACUUCAAGACGCCGCAGUGCCACAACCCAAAAACCCACAACCAAAAAACCCACAGCUCGAAAACCAAAGGCACCUCCUACUCCUCAAGCAGUGGCUCCAAAGAAAAACAAAAAUGCUUAAAUAAUGUAUAAGUGUUUUUGUAUUUGAUGUCAAGCACAAUUUCUUAUAAUUUUUUUUCUUUCGUUGAAUAUUUAUUAAGAUUUUUAUGUUGUCAGUGAAUCGAGGUCAUAAACCAGAUUAAUUUACUGUUAGCUGUUUUAUCCUAAAUCAUUAUUAAAGUCAAAGAAUAUGUACUGUAUGAUUAUAAUUAUAAACAUAUUUCUGCAUUUCUAGCACAAAUUAUAUAUAUAUAUAUAUACUUUUUAAAAUGUUUAUUUAUUAAGAUGAUUGUUUGUUGUUUAAGUGAAAUAUGGUCCGGGACCAAAUUAUGUGGCCUUUGUUUGUAUUUUUAGUGAAUUAUGGUCAGGGACCAAAUUACUUUACCUUUGUCUUGAAAAUGUAAGUGAUGGAAAUUAGUUUUUAAGUAAACUUUGUGGAUGUUUAUGGAGACACUCCGAAGAUAAUUUUAACUGAGAAAAAUACUUUUUUCUGCAGGUUAAAUGUAAACUAAUGUAUUGAUUUAUUUCUUUUUAUUUAUUUAUAAAAAAUGUAAUAAGAUGGUAU
This is a messenger RNA of Triplophysa dalaica, 6324 nucleotides long. Its product is annotated as mucin-2-like. The transcript is spliced from 32 exons. The record is from RefSeq and is a predicted model, not a curated record. Lineage: Eukaryota; Metazoa; Chordata; Actinopteri; Cypriniformes; Nemacheilidae. The annotation marks the transcript as partial.